Molecule: messenger RNA, 591 nt
Organism: Rhagoletis zephyria (snowberry fruit fly)
Lineage: Eukaryota; Metazoa; Arthropoda; Insecta; Diptera; Tephritidae
Product: protein KTI12 homolog
Source: RefSeq, a predicted model, not a curated record
AUGUCAAACGAGAAAUGUCAAAUAACACCAAUUAUCUACUACAAAGGGUGUAAUAAGGCGCUAGCAUGGGAGUUUAAACAGCAGCGCACUAGUGCAGAUGUGUUGGAUGAUCGAGUGGACAAUUUGAACGUGCCAUAUACAUGGGAAAUAUUCGAUACUUUGUGUAUGGGUUACAAAGAGCCGCAUGGCAACUGCCGUUGGGAUAGUCCAUUGUUUGUAGUGUUUCCCGAUAAUGCGCUUAUUUUAGAGGCUAUCUAUGGCGCGCUAUACGAGUGGAAAACCCUGCCAGCAAAUCAAAGCACACAAUAUCCACCACUAAGCGCUACAAAUUAUCUUUUCGAGCUGGAUAAGUUAACGCAACAAAUUAUAGCCGACGCCUUGGCUGCACGAAAAAUUGGGAACACCGGUCCAGUGCCAGUGAAAGCUAAUCAGGUGAAAGUAGAAGUUCCGGCGGCCAUAAAUGCUAUUCAACUGAAUCGGCUACGAAGGCAAUUUCUGAAUUAUAGUAAAUUGCAUCAUGCGACCACUAGCACAUUGGACAAAGUGCCGCAAUUGUUUGUACAAUUUUUAAAUUCAAAUUGUAAUGAAUAG